AAUUGCGCGUGUUUUAAUAUGCAUGAUGAAUAUUCACUGCUGUUCAAAGUGGACGUCUAUUGGAAUUAAAAAGAUCAUUUGUCUUUUGCUGUGCACAUCAGUGGCUUGUUUUAUAACUUAUCGAGUACAUGUUUGGUUAAAACAUUACGACAGUUUGGCAUCAAAGAUGAUUAUCUCAGCAUACGAUGAUCAUCAAAGUAAUUUGCCUUUUCCAUUGAUCAGUAUCUGUAAUAUCAAUCCAGCAAGGGGAACUAAACUUUACAAUAUUCAGUCAACUGAGUCACAAGAUCGCGGGGUUGACUACGAAAUUUUCUCAGAUGCUUUUCAAGGGCGUUCAAAUGAAAAUAUUCCGGAAAGUAAACUUCAAAUGCCAAUUUUCAAACUCAUGGACAGAGCAUCCCAUCGCAUAGAUCAAAUGUUAAGACGUUGUAAAAUUGGUCAAAGGCAUUGUUCCGUGUUGAAUUUUACAAAGAGUAUUCUACCGAAUGGUGCUUGUUAUACACUGUCUGGAAAUUUAACCGGUAUAGACGAAGUUCAAUUAGUGUUGGAUCCGCAAAGCUAUGAUUAUUUGGUACCGAAUCAAGGAUUUAUUGGUUUUCGUAUUUUAUUGCAUGGUCAUGGUGAUUCUUUAUGGUCUCUAAUACCGACUGCUAUUUAUGCUGGUCCAACAUUCCAUACUAUGUUACGUGCAGUUGGCCUUAAGAAGAUUUAUAAACAACAUUGUACAAGUCAAUCAAUCUGGUCUAGUUGUAUGCAUGAGUGUAUGCAAGAAAUGUUAUUAGAAAAAUGUCAAUGUCAAUUGCCAGAUUGUACUGUAUUUGAAAUGAUGAAAUGUGGUCUCACUAUGAAUUCAAUGAUUGAAUCUCUAUCACCAGUUCAAUGUCGAUGUCAUAAUCCUUGUGAAGCUAUAUCUUAUUCCGUGGAAUCUAUAACACAAGCACUGAAAUCACCAUUAUUAUUUACACAUUCUUUAAAUCUAUUUACUAAAAUCAAUGAAACCAACUUUGUAUCAAAUGCAAACUUUCAAUUAUCUACUGGCCAACAGUAUUUAAAUGAUAAAACUCUGCCGCAAAAUCAACAUGUACCAAUUGUUUCUGAAGAAAAUGAUGAUUAUGAGCAUAAUGAUAACAAGAAUAGCAAUCAUCAUAAUAACAAAAAUGAUCAAGAAUUGAAUUUAAGCCAACCGAAACAAUUUUUGCACAUGUAUAAAAAAGAAAUAUGGGAAGGCUUACUCCUUCAGACAUGGGCAUUUCUACGUGAAGCUAAUCGUACAGCAUUUGAACAACUAAGACAACUUUCUCGUCUUUUGCAAAGUUUAAAUUUAGAUUUACAAACAGUAGAACGUGCUGUACAUAAAGUUCACAGAAAACAUAGAUUCACUGUAGAAGCCAAUGAUUUAAUGCUUUGGGAUAGUGAACGUCUGCCAACAAACAAACAUUCAUCAGAUAGAUCUAGUGGAUUAUGUAUGGAUAGUGAAGAACAUUCUCGUAUGCUGGAAAGAGUCAGUCGUUUAGGAAAAGAAUUCGUUCGCCUUUUUAGACAAAGCAUUUUAUUUCGUGACAUAACAUUAGUCCCGGGACUGGAUUUUCAUAUUCAUCUUGUACGUUUGUUUUUUCUACACAUUGUCGACCAAUUGGAUCGUCUUGCUAAUCAAUUAUUACAAAACGACUUGUUUUCUGAUGUGACAAUGCUUGAUUUACAACGUAAAACACAUCAGUGCAAACAGACGAAUAACCAAUUUAUUUACAAUGAUACUACUAGUUGGGAAAAUCAGUUAGGUCAAUCACAUUUAACUGUUGCCAGUGAAGAUAUAGCCAGUCUUCAAGCUGUACUAUUAGCUACCGAUUCGCAAUUCAAACAAUUAAGAACAGUGUUUUCCAAGCUAGUUUUGGAUAAUCAUGAAUUAAUUGAAACUGUUCCAAUUAAUCGAGCUAGUUUAAAUGCUAAACCAGAUAGUUUGAUCAGAUUAGUCAGUAUUACAAUACAAUUGACAAGGGAUAAAAAUCGUCUGAUACGUUUAGAAUCAGUACAAGCAAUUUAUAGUCCAAUUGCUGAACUAUUGGAUCUUAUUGUAUCUGGUCUGCUGCUUGCAUUUCUAUCAAUAUUCCUUUUAAAUAUUUGUGUUUCAUCACAACCAACUAAUUCAGAUUCUCGUUAUUCUGACUGUUGUUGUUGUUCAACAUUCAUUAAUAAAUCUACCGAUUUCAAAUCAUGUGAAUCACCGAAAUUGAUUAAUCAUACUAAUUUACCAAGAAGUUCAUAUGUGAAUUGUAAUUCAGACAAUGACAGUUCUAGUAAACAUCCAUCAAAACUUACUACAAUGUCAUAUAAAAAUUAUAGUGAUUUAAUAUCAGCUGAUAUCGCACAGAAAAAACCUACAAUGAAUUCAAUUUAUUUUUAUGAUUCUCAUCAACAAGAUGGUGGAGUUCCAAUUUCAAAUAAAUGUAUACUAGCUAGUUUACCAAUUACCAAUAAUAAACCAUGUACAAAACGAUUUGGUGAAACUUGUCUACACAGUUUCAAUAUAUGUCCAAAUGAAUCAGCACAAUAUGUGACACACAAUCUUUCGGUCCUACCGGAAUCAUCGAUGACAUUGCCAAAAUGGGACAAUAAAGUUCUGCAAAUCGAUGGAGAUGCUUUUAAUUGUAUGAAUGUAUCUGAUCAUUCUACCGUUGAAUGUGAAGUUGACCAGCCACUUGUGAACACAAAUCAUCAUUAUUCAUGUCAUCAAGAACAAUCAUUUCCACGACAACUACAACAACAAAGUCAACCAGUAAAUCAUCAACAAAAUGGCGUCAAUGAAUCCUGUAUUAAUUUUUGUGAUUGUUUCUAUUCUAUGGAAGAUAAUACACGAACAGAUUCUACAUCAUACUUGAAUUCAAAUAAACUGCUAUUUUGUACUAACCAUUCAACUAUUGGAAGGAAUAGUUCCUCCAGUAGAAAAUCAACUGAUAUUAAUUAUAAUCCAAAUGAAGCAGUGAAUAGUUUAACUAGACCUUCACAACUACAAGAGACAACAUUGCUGAAUAAAAAUACACCGAAUAUUUUAUCGACACAUCAAUUGCCAUUUAGUGUUGAUUUACUUCAAUCAUCACAAUUCUUAGAUGAUAAAACAACAUUAGUUAUAAAUACUACGCAUUAAAAUAGACACUAGAAUAGAGAGUAUAAUAGAUAAUUGGUAAAGUUUCCCCUCCGAAAAAAUAAAAAAAUCAGAAUAGAAAAUAUUCAUCAGUUUAUCAUUGUGCAUAAUAAUCCAAAUCAUUCAAAUUGAAUAUAUAGUAGAAUUCUCUUUUAUUUUCUCUUCAUUUCCAGUGUGUAUGUAUCUUCAUUAAUUUUUUUUUGUAUGGUGAUACAGAGUUGGAAUUUCAGUCAAUAAAACAUUAAAUCAAUAGAUUUAUUGGUCAACUUUUUUUUUUCAAUUUGUAUCUUUAGUCCAUAUCAGAUUCCUUUUAGGACAUUCAUUUAUACGUUGUGUUUAACAUAUUUUGAAAGUAUAGAGAGACAUUUAAUUAUUUGAUUAUUUGAUUAUUGCACUUGUUAAAUC
Messenger RNA from Schistosoma turkestanicum, 3544 nucleotides. NCBI's taxonomy places the organism in Eukaryota, Metazoa, Platyhelminthes, Trematoda, Strigeidida, Schistosomatidae. The record is from the annotation of a GenBank genome assembly.